AUGGAUUACGCAGUCGACAUGAGUGUUGUGAUGAAAGUGAACAGAAACUGCGAUUAUUGCCGGCAAAAGGUAGGAGAAAUGAUGCAAUGUCUCCACGAACUUUACUCUGUGGAUUUCCUCGGAGACGACAACACAGUCAAGAUUAAGGCGAGAGCCAACCCUGGUCUGCUUUUGAUGGUUAUAGAACGGUACGGCGAUCACGGCAAAGUCUCCGAGAUCCAUCUCGACGGCAAACUUAUGACGCCUCUCCCCGGCGGCGGUUUUUCCGGUCACUCUGGCGUUUUCCUUCCUCCCAACCCCGCCGCUAAUUAUCCAUACCCUUCUCCGUAUCCGCCGCCGCAUCCGCAGUAUUUCGCCGGAAACUGUGCUUACUCAAUGUCGUCGAUUAACCAGCAUACACAGUCGCUGCCUUUGCCUAUUCAGCCGCCGCCGCCAAGGCCGUUUUAUAGUUACACUUACAUAGAACCGCCGUAUUGGCCUACGAGCUCGUCGAGUGGAGCAGGGUGCGUGAUCAUGUGA
Microthlaspi erraticum is the source of this 519-nucleotide messenger RNA. The record is from the annotation of a GenBank genome assembly. NCBI's taxonomy places the organism in Eukaryota, Viridiplantae, Streptophyta, Magnoliopsida, Brassicales, Brassicaceae.